Phyllostomus hastatus (greater spear-nosed bat) is the source of this 1812-nucleotide messenger RNA. It is a transcript of the gene GLT1D1, whose product is annotated as glycosyltransferase 1 domain containing 1. NCBI's taxonomy places the organism in Eukaryota, Metazoa, Chordata, Mammalia, Chiroptera, Phyllostomidae. The transcript is spliced from 11 exons. The coding region runs from base 472 to 1713 and encodes 413 amino acids. The record is from RefSeq and is a predicted model, not a curated record. Gene Ontology annotation, molecular function: glycosyltransferase activity.
CUUCGUCAGGAUGAGCUAAUUCAUCAUGAUUCUGUGUGUAGCUCUUCUCAUGUCACAGACGGUGAGGGGGAGCGGUGAGUGGAUCAAGAACAGGCCCCGGAAGACACGCCAGUAUCCCCUAACUCACGGAACUGGGUGUGUUCCUGAAAAGGGGGGGCACCUGCACUCCAGCCCAGGGAGCCCCGCUCUGGCACGGGCUCCGAGGAGGGUCAGGAGCGCAGUCUCGCCGGAGUAAGACCCCCCUAGGCUGCCGGUUCAGAGACGUUAAUUCAGCGCACUCCUGCUGAGUGCCCUUUCUCGGAGCGCUGCCCCAGGCAAGCUCACCAGGAGCCGGUGAGCUCAGCACCCAGGGGAGAGGGAGGGGCCGGCGGCGUGGCGAGUACAGAGCAGGCCGGCGUGGGGACAGAAGAGACCUCGGGAGGCGGGGACAGGAGCGGACAGUCCCAGACGAGGCCACGGAGCCAGAGUGACAUGGGGCCUCCUCCGUGGGCUGAAUGGGGACCCCGAAAGGGUGUGUCCCCAUCCCGGUGCCUGUUCCUGGGGCCGUGCCAUCCCUCGGUGAGCGCCGUCCGAUUCAGUGGCAAUGCGCCCAGGGACCAUCUCGAAGCCGCCGGCCACGUGUGCGUCCUGAAGGACGCCCUGGACUAUGACAGCCGGUCGGAGGUGGCGGAGCUCAUCCGGGCCGCGGACGCGGAGGCGGCCCUGGCGCUGCACGCCUACCGGGCGGGCCGGCUCUUGCGAGGUCACGGGAUCCCGUUCGGGAUCGUCUUCGGCGGAACCGACCUGAACGAAGACGUGAACCAGGCGGAGAAGCGCCGGGUGAUGGGGAGGGUCCUCGAGGAGGCCAGGUUCGCCGUGGCGUUCACGGAGUCCAUGAGGGCAGCGGCGGGCCUGCAGUGGCCGCACGCCAAGGGCAAGAUCUACGUCCAGACUCAAGGAAUCGCGACCUCGCCCAGCACCGAGUUUCGCUGGGACGCCUUCCUCCAGCGCGCAGAGAUCACCCCGCGUGCUGGGGACGUGCGUGUGUUCCUGCUGGUGUGCGGGCUCCGGCAGGUCAAGGACCCUCUGUAUCUGGUGGACGCGUUCUCAGAGUGGCACCGACAGGACCCCGGCGUCUACCUGGUGAUCGCGGGCCCCGAGGUGGACCCAGUGUUUACAAGGGAAGUGAAGGCCAAGGUGAAGAGGCCAUGGAGCUGGAGGUGCCGGUGCUGGCCAGGAACAUCCCCGGGAACGCCGCCGUGGUCCGGCACGGGGCCACCGGCCUGCUGUUUUCCGACCCUCAGGAGUUUGUCCAGCUGGCGAAGAGACUGGUCAGCGACCCCGCGCUGGGCAGGGACCUGGGGGCCGGCGGCCGGGCGUACGUGGGGGCGCACCAUGGCUGGCGGGCGGAGAGAGACACCUACCAGCACCUCAUCCGGACGCUCCAGGCGGGUGCCGGUCACCAGGCUUGCUGACCGACGUCCCCCCUUCAACGCGUCCGAGGGGCCCCAGGGCCGCGCCCCCACCAUCUGGGCAUCGCGAGGAGAGCGAGGGAGCAGCAGGGCCCUGGUUCGGACUCCGGCCGGAGCGGACACCCUGCUCGCGGCCCAGCGAGGCCUCAGGUCUCAGGUCCCGUCCCGAGCAGCGGCAGGUUGUGAGACGCCGCCGUCUGGCAGCGGCAGGACUCUGCCCGGUGGAAGGACUGCGCCGCACCGGCCCCCCUGUCACCAGUGACCGUCUCCACCACCACCACCACCACGCACCUCGAGCGAGCGCUGGGGGAAGGGUGUGUUUUUUAAGUGAAUAAAGUGUGUCGCUAUCUGUGGUGCAGAA